GGAAAUCAGUGAGAAUGCAAAUACAAAGUGCGUGUGGGAGUGAGAUACACAGGGGCAGAGAGACAUGUCUGGCCUGAAAUAUAACAAAAGCUACCAGAUUCCAGCCAUGAAGCAAGCUAUAGACGUUCAGGAAGGAUAACUCAGGCCUGAGAUAUAGUGAGUUACUGGAGAGGUGCUCUUUGCUUCCAGGUUUAACAGAUAUCACAUAUACAGAUUUGAUUUUCAUUGGGAGACACUUGUCUGUAGAUCAAACAUGUUUUCAUUGAGACAAUCUAGACCUACAUUUAAAUCCUAUCUUCUGCCAUCCCAGUCUGAAGAAAAAUUAAGCCCAGAAACUAAAAUUAAAAAGCUGAGACCUGUUCUUCUGCCAGGUGAGAUUGUAGUAAAUGAAGUGAAUUUUGUCAGAAAAUGCAUUGCUUCCGAUACAAGCCAAUACGACCUAUGGGGAAAACUCAUCUGUACCAACUUCAAGGUUUCAUUCAUUACAGAAAACACAGUGCCUUUUCAGUUAAUGACACCAAAAGAAAACAAAAGAUCCUCUCCCCAAAUCAGAAGCUGAAAUUUAAUCCCACAGAGCUAAUUGUUUAUUGCAAAGACUUCCGUAUUUUACGCUUCCGAUUUGAUGAAGCUGGCCCAGAAAGUGCAAAAAAGGUUUGCCUCGCUUUAGCUCACUAUUCUCAGCCUACUGAUCUCCAGCUUCUCUUUGCAUUUGAAUAUGUAGCUGAAUCAUAUCAAAAUCCAGUGGAACGAAUCAAUGGAUUAGAUCCUGGAGGAGGAGGGGGUGAUAGUAUUCAGAAGACUCCUAUGUUUGAAACUUACUCUGACUGGGACAGAGAAAUCAAAAGAACAGGUGCAUCUGAAUGGAGAGUGUGCUCUGUAAAUGAGGGGUACAUGAUUUCAACCUGCCUCCCUGAAUAUUUUGUUGUUCCCUCCUCCUUGGCUGAUCUGGAUCUAAAGCAGUAUUCGCAUUCUUUUUAUGGAAGACGCAUGCCACUUUGGUGCUGGAACCACUCCAACGGAAGUGCUUUGGUGAGAAUGGCCAAUAUCAAAGAUCUGUUACAGCAACGGAAAAUAGACCAAAGGGUUUGCAAUGGAAUAAUCCGGAGCCAUCCUUUAAGGAGUGAUGUUUAUAAAUGUGAUCUAGACCAAAACCUGCCACUUACACAGGAGAUACAGACUGCCUUUAGUAAGCUAAAGCAUCUGUGUGUGAAUGAAUCCUUUGAUGAAACAGAAGAGAAAUGGCUUUCAUCCCUUGAAAACACACGGUGGUUAGAAUUUGUCCGCGUUUUUCUCAAGAAGGCUGCUGAACUUGCGUAUGUGUUGGAUUUCAAGCGUCGUUCUGUUGUUCUUCAAGAGGAAGAAGGUCGUGAUCUGAGCUGCCUUGUGGCCUCACUUGUUCAGCUGAUGCUAGAUCCUUACUUCCGAACCCUUGUUGGAUUUCAGAGCUUAAUACAGAAGGAGUGGGUCAUGGCUGGAUAUCCGUUUCUUGAUAGGUGCAACCAUCUGAAGAAAUCUGAUAAAGAGUGUCCUCUGUUUGUGUUGUUCCUUGACUGUGUUUGGCAACUACUGGAGCAGUACCCAGCGGCUUUCCAAUUCACGGAGACCUAUUUAACAGUUUUACAUGACAGCACCAGAAUCUCACUGUUUGGAACAUUCUUGUUUAAUUCUCCACAUCAGCGUGUACAGCAAAGUACUGAGUUUGCCAUAGCAAAAAAUAUCCAACUGGGUGAUGAAAAGGGUCUUAAAUUUCCAUCUGUUUGGAAUUGGUCACUGCAAUUUUCAGCCAAGGAUCGUGCUCUUUUCAAUAACCCCUUGUACAUUGGGAAGAGUGUGCCCUGUGAUCAGAAUGGUUCUGUCAAGUCUUUUAAGCGCACAAAGAAAAAUUACAGUUCUACGUUGCGUGGGGUACCACCCUGCAUGAAUAAUGGCAUUCUCAACCAAAAAGACUACAUGCCACGCAGAAACUCUCUAAUCUUAAAAUUGAAACCUGAAUUUCUUCAGCCUGCUGCUGUUACACAAAGCAAUGACUUUGAACAAUAUCUCAGAGACUUUUUUUCAAAACCUACGGACUUGCAUGGAGUAAUCCUGCCACGUCUGCACGGCUCACACAUAAAACUGUGGAAGCUUUGCUACCUUCGCUGGAUUCCUGAGGCACAAAUAAACAAGGGAGGUUUUAUCACUGCUUUCCAAAAAAUAUCGCUGCUUGCAGAUGAAAUUGAAAUUCUACAAACCAGUUUGCGCCAGCAUAGAAGUUACCCGCUAUUGCAAGCCACAUCUCCAGAACUGGAACAGAGCAGAAUGUUUUUUAGAGCAGAUGGGUUCCACAACGAUUGUGAAUGUUUGGACUUUCUCUCCUCAUCUUUCCCUUUCUCCCCUGUGGGCAACAUGUGUCGCCGAAGUAUAUUGGGCACACCGUUAAGUAAGUUUAUGAAUGGUGCCAAAAUAUGGAUGUCCACGGAAACACUUGUAAAUGAGGACUGAGAUGAAUAGUGUUGGUAGCAUUUGCUUCUUGGUGAUGGUAUGAUCUUAAUUGCAAAGUGCUGCAUUUUUUUUCUUUAGCCAUACACUGACAUUUUUUAUAUUUUGCACAUAUAUUCAAAACAGAACAAAACAAUGUCCUUAUGUUUAACUGCAAAACUAGUGGUAAUAGUGCAGUUAAAUGUAAUGGUUAGCGGUGCAGUCCCAAUAAGACAGAUACAAAUAAUGCACCUAUUCUUGGAGGUUUUAGUUAUAUUUUUUUAUAAAAUGUUGUAUAGAAAUUAUAAAAGAUGUCUGUAGUUUCUGUGUUUAUAAUGAUUUAUUUAACUUGCACCAUAUACUUUGUAAUGAAGACAUUUGUUCAGAUAAAAGGGGCAUUAAUUACCUUUUGUUUUUAUGCAAAAAUUGUGUUUGUCCAAUACUCCCUAGAAAUGCCAAAAUGCAAAUUUUGGCAAUUUGCAGCAUUUUUUUAAGAUCUAUGUUUAAGAGUUUGCUUUUUGUGUGCCUCUCUAGUGUGUGUGGGACAAGCCUAUUUUUUACACAAAAGCAGUGUUUUUGUCCAUUUAAAGGGACACAAUACCCAAAAAAAGCAUUUGAGGUGAUGUAGCAUAGCUGAAAAAAAGCGGACGAGAAAAUAUCACCUGAAAGUUCUAGGAAGAUAUUUUACCUCAAGAUUUCCUAAGUAGCCACAUCCCAUUGUAAAGGGACUUUACGCAGCCAAUCAGGGAGCUAGUCCUGGGAAGGAUAACUGUUCACAAAGCAGUUACUGUUGUGAAGAAAGUUUGAGGUAAAAUAUCUUCCUUUUUUACAUAAAGAUGCUCAGGUGAUAUUUUCUUGUCAGCCUUUUACAGUUAUGCUGCAUCACUUUCAAGGGAUUUAACAUAUGCGUAUUAUGUCCCCAUUAAGUUUUGGUUCAGAUCUGUUACUUUGGUAGAUUUGUAAAUUUAAAAAUGCUCACACAUUUAACCACUAUAUUGUAACUGUGGAAAUAGUCUUAACAAAAAAACACAAUAAAUAUAUAUGCCCUAGCAUCUGUAAAUGGGGAUAUUUACAGAAGUGAUUAUAUAUGUAGAACUGUAUCUAAUAUGUAAGUGAGCAUCAUCAAACUAGACAUUCUAGUGGGAAAAUGGCAGGUUUUAACAGAAAAAUGAAUCUAAGCUAGGUAACUGGAACUGUACAUUGCUAAUGCUUUGAUGUGAAGCAGGCUAAAUUGUGUGUCUAUUAAUAGAAUACUUUAUUAGUAUGUUCCAAACUCUGGUUAUGAGUUAAGCAUUAUUAGGUACCUGAUUUAUGUUAAUGUCCCUGUUUAUAUUUGCCUACAAUAUAGAAUAGUUUUCCCUUAAAGGGACAUUUAAACACUAAAUACCUUUCAUGCACUCCCUCUAAUUAUGGGUGCUGCCAUUUUGGAACUUCGGUGUCUCAAAGGAGAGUUGCUGCACACAUGCAAACUCUUCCGCACUAAUAUGCAGUGACCACUAGAUUUUCAACUGCAACCUCAAUAUUAUGGUUUUUAAAAUGAUUUAGUGUUUACUGUCCCUUUAAUCAGUGAUAAAUGCAACUUCACAAUAUCUUCCAAUGGUUGGUAAAGAAAGAAGCUGCAUAAUUUAAUUUGCUUAAUGGUGACAAAGCAAGAACUCCAGUAAAAUAAUGUAAACAUUGUUGUGUUUUUGGAAUAGUAAGUGGGGCCGCACCUUUAAAACCUGUCAAUAACACUUUUUUCAAUAGUUCUAUGUAUGUGUCCAGCUUAACAUAGCUAAACGUUUUCUAACUAGAAGCUUGGGAUCAAAUCACUGACUUACUGGUUUAUAUAGAUUUAGAUAUUUUUUUCUCUUGAUUUGUGCUGCAAUAAUUCUAUUUGAGGGAUGUCUGCAGUUAGUUACAGAUUUUUAUUUUUUAGAAAAAAGUUUAUUUUAUUUGUAUUCUAAAAGAAAAAAAAAUGUGCAAACUAAUACUUAAACAGCUAAAUAGUUUGUUGUAAAUUGUUACUAAAUAUUUGUUGGGUACUUUGAGUUUGCCUUUAAUCAGUGGAAAAUAAACGUCAAGAUGAUUGUGCACUGCUAACUUUUGUUGUAGAUAUGUCUUAAAAUAUAGAUUUAGAAGUGCCUUUAAGAUAUCUAAAUUAAGUUAAAAACAUUUCCCUGAUGUUAGUUAAAAUGAGUUUGGUGCUUUUACGUAAUUAGUUUUUACUAAACUAUAAGAUUAAUUUUAUAUGGUCUUUUUAAUGUGGAUGUUGGACUCUCUUACAGAUAUUUUUGUUAUGUCCUGCAUUUAUAGGAUAUUACCUGCCAUUAUUACACAACAUCUCUAAUGUAUAAUUAAAGGUUUCCUGCUCCAAUCCUGUUGGAAUUAACAGGUAUGUACGUUACUCUAAUUCAGGCAGGAGCCAGAGAGCUGUAGCUCAUACUCCUGAUUAUUCUCACUCAUUCUUACAAAAAAAUAAUCUGGCAUCUCAGUGUUAUGGGUGGUUCUUAAAGGGACAUUAAACCUACAUUUUUUCUUUCAUGAUUCAGAUAGAGUAUAACAUUUUAAUCAACUUUCUAAUUUACUUCUAUUAUCUAAUUUGCUUCAUUCUCUUGAUAUUCUUUCCUGAAAAGCAUAUCUAGAUAGGCUCAGUAGCUUCUGAUUGGUGGCUGCACAUAGAUGCCUCGUGAUUGCCUCACCAAUGUGCAUUGCUAUUUCUUUAACAAAGGAUAUCUAAAGAUUGCAGCAAAUUAGAUAAUAGAAGUAAAUUAAAAUGUUAUUUAAAAUGGUAUUCUCUAUCUGAAUCAUUAAAGAAAAAAAAUAGGUUUAAUGGCCCUUUAAGUGUCAUGUAGUAAUCAUCUGUCUGUUACAUGAGUCCCUGGUUGAAAAUAAAUACCAUAUGGGAUUUUGAGGUGUAUGAUCUAGUUCAUAUGUUUUCCUUUUCUUUUUUUUUUUGCUAACUUCUAUGGAAGACAUGAAAUUUGUUCUCUUUACAUUAAUGUAGGAGUUGUUAUACCCCACUAUGAAACUUAAAGUGAUGCGAAACUCAUUGACUUUGUUCUAUUGGUAGCCUUUGUUGCAGAGAAUACCUAGCUAGGUAGGCUAUUGUGUGGGCAUGUCUGGUACUAGUUUUGCUACAAUGCUUUUAACAGGUAUAAAUUGCCAUCUAGUGCUCAAUAGUGGGUAAUCUUGAUAAAAUCAUUCUAGAAAUUGUACGCUUUUAUCUAAAUCAAGAACAUUGGUUUCAUGCCCCAUGUACUCUGGAGCCAUUCAGCAUUAAUCACAUUUUAUGGAACAUCUAUUUAAUGCCAAAACAUGAACUUAGCAGGAAGUAGCGACAUUCUAUUGAGAGGAUGCAUUUCAUAUCAUGAAAGAAAAAUCUGACUGGCAAAAAAGCAGUAUUGUAGUAUAUGAUGUGAAGAACUGGUAAACCAUUCAUUGGCAUCUAUUAAUAGCAACACGCAUUUGACUGAGGCCAUUUUUUUCCAUGUUACAUUUCAAUAGCCCGAUUAUCAUGCAGUAUUCUCCUGAAAAUGAGUGAAGAAUUCUGUGUGAUGUUACACGCGAGAUUCUAUUCCAUAGGACUAUUCAGUACAGUGAGUAGUGUACCUUUUGGUAAAUAAAAAGUUUAGCAUAUCUAAGAGGAGCAGGAAAGGAAUUGUGUAUUAAAAAAAAAUCUGUUCCAUUUGAUAAAGUUUUAUUAGAGGCUAUUGCUAACAUGUAGAAUAACAUAUUAAAGAACAAUUAACCAGUUAAAUGGUUAAUCCUGUAGCUGUGUAGAUGAAAUGCCUCCGUAUGGGAUUAAUAUAUUAUUUAGAAAGCACCUUAUUGAAGUUCACUUUCUGGUGGUGCCCCUGCUCAGCCCUGUAUGAUAAGCUAAUGAUGUAGGCACAUGAGCGGUUGACCAGCAGUGACCUCAUGAACUACCCCAGUGCAAAUAUAUCACAAUAGCUCAGUACAGUCACUGUCAGACUGCACUAUGUAGCAGGGUUCUAUUACUACCUGUAGCGCUGUUGUACUAAUGAUCCUUGAAUAACUUUAAAGAGAUAGUAAAAUCAAAAUUUUUAUUUUCAUGAUUCAGAUCGAGCAUGCAAUUUAAACAACAUUCCCAUUUACUUCUAUUGUCUAAUUUACGUUGUUUUCUUGGUAUCCUUUUAUUGAAAAACAUACAUAGGUAGCCUCAGGACUGGCAAUGCGCUACUGGGAGCUAGAUUCUGAUUGGUGUUUGCACAUAUAUGCCUCAUGUUAUUUGCUCACCAACUAGUUACCAGUAGUGUAUUGCUGCUCCUUCAACAAAGGAUACCAAGAGAAUUAAGCUAAACUGGUAAUUAAGCAAAUUGGAAAGUUAUGUCUCUUCUGCUUCAGAUAGAGCAUACGAUAAUUGUCUGUUUUAUGUCCCUUUAAGCUGCAAUUGUUCCACUCCCAAAGCUGUCCAGUAGGAUUUUCUCCAAAGGAUACAAUGCUGUUACUUUCCACUCCUAUGUGGUGGAGAAAAUGACGACUAUUAACAACUAUCAUAACCAAUGGUGUUAUGCAGAGGAAAACACAUGUAAGCGGCAGUUACCAGAUAACUGUAUUCAUUUAUUUAACCUCUUCUCUGCUGGAAAGUGUAAUUGCCCUUUUAAAGUUAAUGAAAACCUUUGUUAAAAAAUAUCUAUAUUUCUAUGAUGUAUCUGAUAUUGGGCUUUCCAUUUUGUUCAAAAGAUGGACCAUUUUUGUUUCAAUUUCACUGGAAAGCCGAAACUAAUGUUAGAAAUGUUCUUAAAGGGACACUGAACAAAAUUUUUUUUUCUUUCAUGAUUCAGAUAGAGCAGGCAAUUUUAAGCAACUUUCUAAUUUACUACUAUCAAUUUUUCUUUGUUCUCUUGCUGUCUUUAUUUGAAAAAGAAGUUAGCUAGGCUUUUUUUUUGGUUUAGACUCUGGACAGCACUUUUUUAUUGCUGGAUGAAUUUAUCCACCAAUCAGCAAGAAGAACCCAGGUUGUUCACCAAAAAUGGGCCGGCAUCUAAACUUACAUUUCAAAUAAAUAUACCAAGAGAAUGAAGAAAUGUUGAUAAUAGGAGUAAAUUAGAAAGUUGCUUGAAAUUCCAUGUUCUAUCUGAACCACGAAAGAAAAAUUUUGGGUUCAGUGUCCCUUUAACUGAAGAAAAAUAUACAACUCUACAUAAACUGUAACUGACCAGUGGUUGUGCAGAUUUGUGGCACUGUGUAUGCAGGAAAACCCCACAGACCAGCAGAUACAGACAAAACUGCUUCUGAUCGUGUGCUGUACAUUAUUAGCUGCUUUGGUCCUACUGAAAAUCUGUUAAAUUGUUACUUUAAAAAGUGGCAUUACACAGUAUUCAACUUGGUAAUAUUAAACACUGAAUAACAACAGCCGGACAGAUAGCUCAGCAUGCUAAGGCACUGUGGCUAAGAUCUGUAACAACCCAAGGGUUGCAGGUUCGAUCCCCGGCGAGGUCCACUCAGCCGUUCAUCCUCCAGAGGUUGAUAAAAUGAGCAGCGCCUUGAGACCUUUACGGGUGAUUAGCCCAUACAUACAACAAAUGUAUAUUUCUUGGUAAAUAUGCAUACAGGGAUACGUACUGAUAGGCAGACAGGGAUACGUACUGAUAGGCAGACAGGGAUACGUACUGAUAGGCAGACAGGGAUACGUACUGAUAGGCAGACAGGGAUACGUAUGACUACCUUAUUUUACAACUAUUUGUUUUGCUAGUGUUUAUGCACUAAAGGAUGCACAUACCACAUUUUGAUAGAAUAGUCCAGUAUUUGCUUAGAAGUAACCAGCCACUGCCAAAUAUCACAAUUGAACCACAAUUUCUUCUUUCCUGAUUCGCAUAUAACAUAUAAUUUUUUUAAACCACUUUCCAGUUUACUUCUAUUAUCAAAUCUAUUUUAUUUUCUUGGUAUCCUUUGUUGGAGGAGCAGCAAUGCCCUACUGGGAGCUAGCUGCAUUUAUGAGGUGAGCCAAUGACAAGUCAUAUGUGCAGCUGGCUCCCAGUAGUAGCUGCUCCUGAGCCCUCUACCUAGGUAUGGUUUUCCCCAAAGGAUUCCAAGAAUGAAGUAAAUGCUAGAAGUAAAUUGGAAAGUUGUUUAAAAUUGCAUUCUUUAUCUGAAUGAUGAAAAAAUGUUUAGUUUUCAUGCCCAGUGUAUCCUCCUUACACUGUUGAAUUUAAAGAUUAUCCUUAGCUGAUUACUUUAACAGAAGUUUAACUAGUGAUUUCAUACCUUUUAUAGAAUAAAAACUCUUAGGUAACAUUAGCUCAGAUCAAGCUCCCUGUGCUGAGCAUACAGAAAGGAAUGAUGCUUGAGGGACCAAUCAUUCCUCUAAUCAUGCAUAUGAAAUAGCUUACAAUUUUCUUUCAUGCCCCAAAAACAUUUGCUGUUUUUAUUUUCAAGUACUUGUUUGUGCACAACGGCUUUCUAUGGAUACAUUGGUAACUGGCUGAUAAGGGCAAUCCCACAAGUCUAUACAAGCAUGAAAACAAAAAGUAAUUUUACACGGUACAGAAAAAAACCUGAUACAUUGUACAAUAUCGUUUAACAUCAAAGGAAGAAAAGUUUUUUGUUUUUUUUUAUAUGAACCUACACUGUCAUUACUCUGUUAAACCGUUGGAAGUGUUUCAGUGUUAUGUGUAUAGUAUAUGUUGAUUGGCCUUAUGUACCACUGGUUAGAUCACUGUGAAUACUACACCCUUUGUUAUGUUCCACUAAUAUUUAUGGAAUUCCAAGUAUGUGCUCUCUAACAAAACCGAAGCACCACAUUAGAUAUAUACACAAGUGUGCAUCAAUGAAGUGAUUUUUAAGUGAAACUGUUGUGCCUCAAAGGACUGUUAUUUUAUGCUUAUUAGGAAAGUUUUAAAACUUUUAAUAGAUUUCUAAUGUGAUGGAAAUUAGGAUUUAAAUAAAGAAAUAUAAACCUGG
Messenger RNA from Bombina bombina (fire-bellied toad), 9363 nucleotides. RefSeq names its product myotubularin related protein 10 (gene MTMR10). NCBI's taxonomy places the organism in Eukaryota, Metazoa, Chordata, Amphibia, Anura, Bombinatoridae. The record is from RefSeq and is a predicted model, not a curated record.